Molecule: messenger RNA, 2284 nt
Organism: Rosa rugosa (rugosa rose)
Lineage: Eukaryota; Viridiplantae; Streptophyta; Magnoliopsida; Rosales; Rosaceae
Exons: 14
Coding region: 241-2037 (598 amino acids)
Biological process (GO): mRNA processing
Cellular component (GO): nucleus
Molecular function (GO): RNA binding
Source: RefSeq, a predicted model, not a curated record
UGAUAGCCUGCACUUUUUGCCCUAGUGCGCGAGAGAGAGAGAGAGAGAGAGAGCAGAAGGAGAAGAAAGAGUGAUACACUCUCUGAAUCUGUAAUUGAAAUCCGCUUUAGCUUCUCGAAUUCACUGAGCUCUACUUUCGUCUACCUUUUCCUUCUGCUCAUCGCUGCUUCUACUCGCCGGAGGUGCAGAUAUCAGCGGGAUUAAAGUUUAUAUCUCUGAGGUCUGUAAAAGAAAGGUGUGAUGGAUUUCGAUGAGUAUGACUAUUUAGAGAAAACAGUUGAAAAUCCUGAACCUCCGACAUCAAAGGACAAUGCAAAUGGUGGGGAGGAAACUUUGAAGUCUGGAGAAAAAGGCCGCAGCCGAAGUUCAAAGCAUAAGAGUGAUGAUAAAGAUCAUGACGGGGAGCGUCGCUCAAAGCGUUCAAAAUCUGGAGAUGAGUCGCAUGACCAUGAUCGGCAAAGAGAGAGGGGAUCUUCUCGCCACCGUUCACAGUCCAGAGAUAUAGAAAGGGACCGUCACAGGAGUAGUCGGGAACACAGAGAUAGGGAGGAUAGAGAAAAGGAGGAAAGAAAUGGCAAGGAGAGAGAUAGGAACAGGGACAGAGAACAGGAUCGUGAUCGAGACAGGGAUAGGAGAGAGCGUGACCGCGAUACUGACAGGGACAGGGAGAAGGAGAAGGAGAAGGAGAAGGAGCGGUCACGUCGAAGCAGGAGUCAUUCAGAAAGGCAUAGAAGUGAUCGGGAUGAAAGAGAGAAAAGCCGUGACAUAGAGCAUAAAGAAAGGGAGAAGGAGAAAGAUCUACGGGAGCGGGAGAAAGAAAGCAGAAGAUAUAAAGAAAAAAAGGAAGAAGUGACAGAACCAGAGGCUGAUCCUGAAAGAGAUCAGAGGACAGUAUUUGCUUAUCAGAUUUGUCUGAAGGCAGACGAAAGAGAUGUAUAUGAUUUCUUCUCACGAGCCGGCAAGGUCCGCGAUGUACGUCUCAUUAUGGAUCGUAACUCAAGACGGUCCAAGGGAGUUGGGUAUAUCGAGUUCUAUGAUGCGAUGUCAGUACCUAUGGCUAUUGCACUCUCUGGUCAACCUCUUCGAGGUCAACCAGUGAUGGUGAAGCCAUCAGAGGCUGAGAAGAAUCUGGUUCAGUCAACUUCUGUGGUUACUGGAGCCGGUGGGAUGAUAGGUCCAUAUUCUGGUGGAGCUAGACGGCUGUAUGUUGGCAAUCUACACACCAACAUAAAAGAAGACGAUCUACGCCAGGUUUUUGGAGCAUUUGGUGCUGUAGAACUGGUUCAGUUGCCUCUUGACGAAACUAACAACUGCAAAGGUUUUGGAUUUGUUCAGUUUCAACGGCUUGAAGAUGCUAGAAAUGCACUGAGUUUGAAUGGCCAAUUGGAGAUUGCUGGUCGAGUAAUUAAGGUAUCAGCUGUGACUGACCAGGCUGGAAUGCAAGAUGUUGGAGCAAAUGCUGGUGAUUUUGAUGACGAUGAAGGUGGUGGCUUGUCAUUGAAUGCCCGGUCACGAGCAAUUCUUAUGCAGAAACUGGAUCGUAGUGGCAGUGGAUCAAGUCUUGCUGUCAAUAGCACUGGUCUACCAGUGGCACUUCCAGCGGCACCAAUCCUGGGAGCUGCACCAGGAGUUUCUUCUCUUGGUACUCCCAUGGCCUCUGUUCCUGGUCUUGCUGGACUUGGUGUUCCGGGUCUUCAAAUUCCUACAGCUACUGUUCCUUCUGUAGAUACAAUUGGUGUUCCAAGCGAAUGCUUACUGUUGACAAAUAUGUUUGAUCCUAAAGAAAUUGAGGCUGAACCAGAUAUUGACGUGGACAUUAAAGAAGAUGUUCAGGAGGAAUGUUCAAAAUACGGGAAGCUGAAACAUAUUUUUGUUGAUAAGAAUACCGCUGGUUUUGUGUACUUGAGAUUUGAGAACACACAAGCUGCAAUAAAUGCUCGACAAGUUCUCCAUGGAAGAUGGUUUGCUGGGAAGAUGAUCACAGCGACUUUCAUGUUGCCUCAGACCUAUGAGACUAAAUUCCCUGAGAGCCGGUAGGAUUAUGCACAUUGGGAAUGUGAAGAAGGCAGCUGGUAUGCCUUUUAGGUCCAAUUUUCAGACGAGGGAUGGGGAUUUAAUUGUCCUCGUGGCAGUGUAGCAAGAAAGAAUGUCAUGUUGAGAUGUACAUCACUUGGAAAUUUUCAGUCAGUGCAAUGUGAAAGUACAGAUACUGUUUGUAGACUAAUUUAUACUCCCAUUUGUGUCAAAUUUUUGAGUUUUUCAAUUAUGAAUGGGUGUUGCUAGA